Messenger RNA from Prosopis cineraria, 3165 nucleotides. Its product is annotated as protein MICRORCHIDIA 7-like. Gene Ontology annotation, cellular component: nucleus. The record is from RefSeq and is a predicted model, not a curated record. Lineage: Eukaryota; Viridiplantae; Streptophyta; Magnoliopsida; Fabales; Fabaceae. Gene Ontology annotation, molecular function: ATP hydrolysis activity.
AAGUGAAAAAACAAAAUCAAACGAAGCGAUUUGAGGUCGAAGGCCGCGAAUCGUGCCCCUGUUUCUGGAUUCACGAUGGAUUCCAUAAUACCCCGGUUUAGGUGCUUUGCUGAAAGCGCUUUUUAGUUUUCUACUUCUUCACUGCCUGCCUAUUUUCUGCAUCUGCUUCUUCCUUCGUGCUUGCCAUUGCAACAAUGGACGAUUGUAUAAAGCAAGAACCUUGUGAUACUCCCAAUGUGCAUAACUCCAGGCCGAAAACCAACGUUGCUUCGACCUUCCCUGACACUGUUAUCGAACUCAGCAGCAGCAGCAGCGACUCCGAUUCAGACGUCGAUUUGGAUAGUUUAAUCGGCACCAACAUCGUCUCAGCUUUUUCAAGAGGGGAAACUGGCACGCGUGGGGCUUCAGUUGCGAACCAUGGAGGUAUUUUAAAGAAGCGCAAGACGAAUGAGGGUGGAAUCGUUUUACCCCUCGGAUUUCUUAGUCCUCUUCCCUCGGAAACAUCGCAGCCGACGCUGAGAUUGCCAGCUCCUGAGUUGCCUUCUACUUCGAUACAUGCCAAUGGGAGCCGAGACUUAAAUGUGCGGUCCAAAGCCCAGAGCUGCAAGCAGUUCUGGAAGGCCGGAGACUAUGAGGGAGCGAUUAGUGAUGGUUGGGAUUCUUCAUCCGUUGGCAUGGAUCAUGUCAGAGUUCAUCCAAAGUUUCUACAUUCUAAUGCCACAAGUCAUAAAUGGGCUCUUGGAGCUUUCGCAGAGCUUUUGGAUAACUCAUUGGACGAGGUUUGUAAUGGGGCUACUUUUGUUAACGUUGAUAUGGUUGUCAAUAAAAAAGAUGAUACAAGGAUGCUGCUGGUUGAAGAUAAUGGAGGUGGAAUGGAUCCAGAUAAAAUGCGUCAAUGCAUGUCACUGGGUUAUUCUGUGAAAAGCAAAUUAGCAAAUACUAUUGGGCAAUAUGGAAAUGGUUUCAAAACAAGUACCAUGAGACUUGGGGCUGAUGUAAUUGUGUUCUCACGCUGGCAAGGGAAAGAAGGAAAGAGCUCUACGCAGAGUAUUGGCUUGUUGUCCUACACGUUUUUGAGGGGUACGGGGAAGGAAGACAUUGUAGUACCCAUGCUUGACUACGAAAGAGGAGGUCAAGGCUGGAAUAGGAUGAUACGAUCUUCGUGGGGUGAUUGGAAUAAAAAUGUUGAAACAAUAAUUCGGUGGUCACCUUUCUCCAGUGAAGAGGAUCUUCUUCGUCAGUUCAAUAUGAUGAAAGCUCAGGGAACACGGAUAAUUAUAUACAAUCUCUGGGAGGAUGACCAAGGUCAACUGGAACUUGAUUUUGAUGCAGAUCCACAUGAUAUUCAAAUCAGAGGUGUGAACCGUGAGGAGAAACACAUAGAGAUGGCUAGAGAGUUUCCCAACUCAAGGCACUUCCUUACGUACCGACAUUCGCUGAGGAGCUAUGCGUCAAUUUUAUAUCUGAGGCUUCCUCCAGGCUUCAGAAUUAUUCUUCGUGGGAAAGAUGUUGUGCAUCACAAUAUUGUGAAUGAUAUGAUGAUGUCUCAGGAGGUUACGUACAGGCCACAGGCAGGCAUAGAUGGAGUUCCAAAGGAUUUAAAUAUGGUUGCUGUUGUGACUAUCGGAUUUGUCAAGGACGCAGUUCAUCAUAUUGAUGUUUCCGGUUUCAAUGUUUAUCACAAGAAUCGACUCAUAAAGCCCUUCUGGAGGAUCUGGAAUCCUGCUGGCAGUGGUGGGCGAGGGGUCAUAGGAGUUUUAGAAGCUAAUUUUGUGGAACCAGCUCAUGAUAAGCAAGGCUUUGAGCGUACGAUAGUUCUAUCAAGACUAGAGACGCGAUUAAUACAAAUGCAGAGGAGUUAUUGGAAUUCAAACCGCCAUAAAAUUGGUUAUGCUUCAAAUCAUAGUAAUAAUCCACAGGCUGAGAGGGCAAAUAGAGAGACAUCUCCUGAUUAUACUCCAGGAUCAUCUCAAUCAAAAGGAAAUACUCUGCUUCAAGCAGCAAAGCCACGAACUGCAUCAGACAAAGAGGAACAGAAAGGAAAUAUUGGCGUGUUAGCCUCUUCUAAAAGAAGUGGAAAGAAACAAGGUUUAUAUGAGCUGUCAAUUUCCGAAGAGGAAAAUAGUGAUGAAGAUCAAGUUGUUCACCCUAAGAAACUAGCAAGUGAAGAGAAGCAGAAGAUAUUUCAGGCCGAGAAAUCUCUUGAUAAAGAGGAUAGUUUUCUACAAGAUAUCACAUCAAGUGGAAGAACCUUUAAGUUCCCAAGAGGAUCCAAGCCAAAGGGAAAAGAUGUCAGUGAAUGCCAUUACCGAACUUCUGAUCCUGAUCUAUGCACUUUGGAGCAGUUGAAAGAAGAGAAUCGGGACUUGAAAGAAAGAUUAAGUAAGAUGGAGGAAGAAAUUAUCGGAGAAUUAAGGCGGGAUUUGCAGCGCGAAAGGGACAAAUGCAAGUCUCUUGAAACUCAGCUCCAGGCUGCAGAGAAGACGAUUGAAGAAUUGAACAAGGAACAAGAAACUAUAAUUGAUGUAUUCACUGAAGAAAGGGAUCGACGAGAUGCUGAGGAGAAAAAAUUGCGAAAGAAGCUACAGGAAGCAUCUGAUACCAUCGAAGAGCUUCGUGACAAGGUAAGGCUGCAAGAAAAGAGGCUUUCAAGUGGUAAGCUAGGACGAUGAGAUCAUGGCUUCUGACUACGAGGCUCCUGACACGAUUGGCGGAUAUUACUAAUUUGUUCAUCAACUUCAUUGGCUGCCUAUGGGUUGAUCCCCCGUAUAUAGACUGACUGACCGACCGACCUUGGUUAUCAAAUGUUGCAUAGCUCAGGUCAUGGGUGGCCGGUUUUGAACUGGAAAGUUGAUGAUGCUCACUGGUAUAACUUCUGUAUAUAUAGAUUGAUUUAUUGUUUUGCUCCCCUGGCGCUGUGUUCGUUAGCAUUCAUUUUGCGAAGUAAAAGUAAAUGCUGCCUUUUUCUUUAGUGUCUGUAUUCAUUUGAUGGUCCAUAGGGAAAGAUGUCACAGCCCUUAGCCCACAACAUUCUAACGCUUCAUUCGACAGGUGGAUUCUCCUUUUCCCCCCCUUUUUGUUUGUAGAAUGGGGAACUGAAAGCUUCAUCAAAAAUCAGUUCACACUUCACAGUUGAGUUGAGGCUCAUCUUUCAUGUUUUUUUAA